Adineta steineri is the source of this 771-nucleotide messenger RNA. The record is from the annotation of a GenBank genome assembly. Lineage: Eukaryota; Metazoa; Rotifera; Eurotatoria; Adinetida; Adinetidae.
CAAACAAAUAAUGAACGAACAACAUCAACAAAUCAAACACAACAACAGCAACAACAACAACAAACACAAUUAAUUAAUCAAUUACAACAGAAACAACAAUCAUUAAGAAAUUCAACUAUUGUUGCUAUGUCGAAUUUACUUGCUGCAAAUAUUGAAAGUGGUUUAAUGAGAAGUAUUGCAUUGGGUUAUCACCGUGAUCCACAAACUCGAGCAGCAUUUAUGGAAGUUUUAACACAAAUUCUUCAACAAGGAACUGAAUUCGAUACACUUGCUGAAACUGUUCUUGCAGAUCGAUUUGAACGAUUAGUUGAACUUGUUACAAUGAUUGGAGAUAAAGGAGAAUUACCAAUUGCAAUGGCAUUAGCAAAUGUUGUUUCACCACAAUAUAUGGAUGAAUUAGCACGAGUAUUUGUAACAAUAUUUGAUGCAAAACAUUUACUUCAUCAAUUACUAUUGAAUAUGUUUGCAAAAGAAGUUGAAUUAGCUGAUUGUUAUCAAAUAAUAUUACGUGGAAAUGGUUUACCAACAAAAAUAAUGUUAUUUUGUUUUAAACUUUAUGGUUCACAUUAUUUAUAUAAUUUAUUUGCACCAAUAUUAGCAAAAAUGUUUAUAGCAGAUUUACGUUCUUAUGAAGUUGAUCCAACACGUAUUGAACAACAUGAACAAUUAGAUGAAAAUAGAAAAAAUUUACGUUUAUUAACACAAGAUGUCUAUCAAGCUAUUGUUGAUUCAUCAUCACAAUUUCCACUUCAAUUAAGAAUUUUAUGUUCA